This is a messenger RNA of Ambispora leptoticha, 1256 nucleotides long. The record is from the annotation of a GenBank genome assembly. NCBI's taxonomy places the organism in Eukaryota, Fungi, Glomeromycota, Glomeromycetes, Archaeosporales, Ambisporaceae.
AAAAUAGAGGAAAUAAAGAUACCACUAUUGUUGUUGAUGAUCAGGCACCGUCUACUAGCGCUGGAGCUGGUUCUAUUCACAAGACACAAGAAACUUCACGUCGACCACCGACUGCAAUACAAUCAAUUGUAAACGUCAUUAAAUCCACUUGGUUAAAUGUUCUUUUGGUUUUCAUCCCACUCGGAAUUCUUUCUCAUUUUUUGAAUUGGGGCGAUGUUUCGACUUUUACACUGAAUUUUUUUGCCAUUAUUCCUCUUGCAAAACUUUUGGGAACGGUCACGGAAGAUAUUGCAUUGAGAGUUGGUGAGACGAUUGGUGGACUUUUGAACGCAACAUUUGGAAAUGCUGUCGAAUUGAUUGUUUCAAUCUUGGCUAUUCGUCAAAACCUAAUACGAGUCGUUCAAGCGUCAAUGUUGGGUUCAAUUAUCUCAAAUCUGCUGUUGGUAUUAGGAAUGUGUUUCGUGGCAGGCGGAUAUUAUAAAAAAGAACAAAAUUUCAACCAGACAGCAGCUCAAACCUGCGCAAGUUUGAUGACACUAGCGUGUAUUGCAUUGAUUAUUCCCGCUGCAUUACAUGCGGCUGUAAGUACUGACAAAGGCAAAACUGAGGAGGAAAUUCUCGAUUUGAGUCGUGGAACGGCGGUAGUUUUGCUUAUUGUUUAUGGAUUUUACUUAUUUUUUCAAUUGAGAACUCAUAAAUUUCUAUAUAAUGAACUUCCAGAAGGUGCAGAAUGCGCAGAAGGCGCAGAAGGCGAAAACGCAGCGCCAGAGGAGCCAGAAGAACCACAACUUUCAUUAUCAAUAUCAAUUGCAUCGUUAGCAGUUAUCACAGUUGCAGUCGCAAUCUGUGCCGAAUUCCUUGUUGGUUCGAUCGAAGGCAUCGUCGAAACUUCGGGUUUGAGUAGUACCUUUGUUGGUCUUAUUUUAUUACCGAUAGUUGGUAAUGCAGCAGAGCACGUGACAGCAGUUUCCGUGGCAAUAAAGGAUAAGAUGGAUCUAGCAAUUGGUGUUGCGGCCGGAAGUUCUAUGCAAAUUGCACUUUUCGUUACUCCUUUUUUGGUAAUCUUGGGAUGGAUAAUUAAUAAACCAAUGACAUUGUUCUUUGAGUUGUUUGAAACAAUUGUUUUAUUUAUUUCAGUUUUGAUAACGAAUUACCUUAUUCAGGACGGAAAAUCUAAUUGGUUGGAAGGUGUAAUGUUACUUGCCACGUAUACGAUUAUUGCCCUGGCUUUUUACUUUUAUCCUGAUGACACCUGA